Messenger RNA from Bufo gargarizans (Asiatic toad), 3370 nucleotides. RefSeq names its product DNA ligase 1 (gene LIG1). The record is from RefSeq and is a predicted model, not a curated record. Lineage: Eukaryota; Metazoa; Chordata; Amphibia; Anura; Bufonidae. Gene Ontology annotation, cellular component: nucleus; mitochondrion. Gene Ontology annotation, molecular function: DNA binding; DNA ligase (ATP) activity; ATP binding. The transcript is spliced from 28 exons. The coding region runs from base 161 to 2971 and encodes 936 amino acids. Gene Ontology annotation, biological process: DNA recombination; Okazaki fragment processing involved in mitotic DNA replication; lagging strand elongation.
CCGUGGGGGUCACGUGGUGCUGAUGACAGGCGCUGGGCGGGCGGCAGAGGCAGAGCUGAAGUUGGUUUUCGCGCGAAAGCUGAACGCGGUGUGGAGGACGUAAGGCCCGGAGUCGCUCGCAGGUUGAGGAUCUUCUGGAGUUGUUACUUUCGGCUUAAGGAUGCAACGCAGUAUAAAGUCGUUUUUUCAACCCAAAGCAGAAGCUGUUACCAAGAAGGAAAAGAAAUUGGAGGAGGUUGAGAUCGAGUCUAAAGAAAGAAAGAAAUCCUGCAACAAAGAUAAAAGCACCGAGCAGCCAUUAAAAGAAAAAAAUGGUAAAUUAUCUACGAAUGGUGCAAAGUCUCCGAUAAAACGUGUGUCAAAGAAAUCAACGCGAGUUCUGACAAGUGACAGUGAAGAUGACGAAUCGAUGGAAGUUGAAGUGUCCGCUACAGAAAAAGAUAGUAAAACCACUGACGAUGCAAAGGUGGUCACAAGUGGAGAAGUUAUUAGUUCUAGUAGCAGCCAUUCCCCAGAUGCCUCCUGUCGUACUGGUUCAGCAGAUGUGCCUCCCUCCAGCAUCCCUAAACGAAAAACAGCUCGUAAGCAGAUACCAAAAAGGAAACUCGAUAGUGUGCAGGAAACACCUAGUCUGCAGAAAAAAGAGAAUGAUGUCGAAGAAAAACCUGCAAAGCGUCAACUGCAAGAAACGGCUCUAAGUGCAGUCAUGAAGACAGAGGAAAAGGAAGAGGAUGAAAAAGUUGACAGUAAAUCUUCUGAGCAGAUAAAAGAAAAAGCUCUAAGUGCAGUCAUGAAGACAGAGGAAAAGGAAGAGGAUGAAAAAGUUGACAGUAAAUCUUCUGAGCAGAUAAAAGAAAAAGCUGCAAGCCCUAAGCCUGUUAAGGUGGAACAAAAUGUAGAAAAUUCAGAAAAAAUUACUGCGGACAAGUCUCCUGCUCCAACCAAGGGACCCAAAAAUCUCGGCAGUUUCUUUGGUACCGGUAAGCAAGAGGUUUCACAGAAGGAGACAGAUUACAAUCCGUCCAAGAGUGGUUACCAUCCCGUGAAGGAUGCCUGCUGGAGCGCCGGCCAGAUUGUUCCAUACUUAGCUGUUGCACGUUCUUUUGAGAUGAUAGAAAAUGAGUCUGCUCGCUUAAAGAACAUAGAAACGCUGAGUAAUUUCCUGCGCUCUGUCAUCUGUUUGUCUCCGGGGGAGCUUCUGCCAUGUAUCUAUCUCUGUCUGAACCGCCUGGGUCCUGCCUAUGAAGGUCUUGAGCUUGGCAUUGGAGAAACCAUAUUAAUGAAAGCUGUUGCACAAGCCACAGGUCGACAAUUAGACAAAAUUAAGGCUGAAGCUCAGGAGAAGGGUGACCUAGGACUUGUUGCAGAGAGCAGCCGUGGUAAUCAGCGCACCAUGUUCACACCUCCCAAGCUCACAGUCCCCGGUGUUUUUAACAAGCUGAAAGAGAUAGCCAGGAUGUCUGGUAAUGCUGUUACGAAUAAGAAGAUUGAGAUCAUUAAAGGCUUGUUUGUUGCGUGCAGGCAUUCUGAGGCGCGAUACAUAGCUAGAGCUCUAGGAGGAAAACUUCGAAUAGGACUGGCAGAGCUGUCCGUUCUCUCAGCGAUUGCCCAAGCUGUUUCCUUAACAACACCGGAUCAAUCAUCUCCAGAUGCGGUAAUAGAUGCUUCAAAGGGUAUGAGUACAGAUGCCAAAAAAGCUUGGAUUGAAGAGAAUGCCUUGAUCUUGAAGCAGACAUACUGUGAAUUACCAAACUAUGAUUUGGUUAUUCCCGCCCUCCUGAAGCAUGGAAUCAAAGAACUUCCUCAACACUGUAAACUCACUCCAGGGGUCCCCUUAAAGCCGAUGUUGGCACACCCCACCAAGGGUGUUGGCGAAGUAUUGAAAAGGUUUGAUGAAGCUGCUUUUACUUGUGAAUAUAAGUACGAUGGAGAGCGCGCCCAGAUACAUAUACUGGAGAAUGGAGAAGUUCAUGUCUACAGCAGGAACCAAGAAAAUAAUACUACAAAAUAUCCUGAUAUAAUUGCCAGGAUCCCGCAGGUAAAGAAGGAUACAGUGAAGUCCUGUAUAUUUGACUCAGAAGCUGUUGCAUGGGACCCUCAGAAAAAGCAAAUCCAGCCAUUCCAAGUUCUAACUACACGGAAACGAAAGGAUGUUGAAGCUUCUGACAUAAAAGUCCAGGUCUGUGUGUACGCUUUCGACAUGCUUUACCUUAAUGGAGAGUCUUUGGUCAGAGAGCCAUUUUCUAAACGAAGGCAACUCCUUAGAGAAUCCUUUACCGAGCUGGAAGGACAGUUCAUGUUCGCCACAUACAUGGAUACUUCAAACACAGAUGAAAUUUCAGAAUUUCUUGAUCAAUCUAUAAAAGAUUCUUGUGAAGGUUUGAUGGUAAAAACGCUGGACCAAAAUGCAACAUAUGAAAUUGCAAAACGUUCCCAUAAUUGGUUAAAGUUGAAAAAAGACUAUUUGGAAGGUUUAGGAGACACCUUGGAUCUGGUGGUGAUUGGUGGUUACUUUGGAAAAGGAAAGCGAACGGGCAUAUAUGGAGGAUUUUUACUUGCAUCAUACGAUGAAGAAAGUGAAGAAUAUCAGACCAUAUGCAAGAUUGGAACAGGCUUUACAGAUGAAGACUUAGAAAAUCAUCACAGUUUGCUAAAGGAUCACGUGAUUGACAAUCCGAGAAGUUACUAUCGCUGGGACAGUGCUACAGAGCCAGACCAUUGGUUUGAACCUGUUCAAGUCUGGGAAGUAAAAUGUGCAGAUCUUUCGAUUUCCCCUGUUCAUAAGGCGGCUAUUGGACUGGUGGAAGAUCAAAGGGGAAUCUCCCUGCGUUUCCCUCGUUUUGUUCGUGUUAGAGAUGAUAAAAAGCCCGAAGAGGCAACAAACAGUUCUCAGGUCGCAGAACUAUACAAAAAGCAGCAGCAAAUACAAAAUGUUAAUGCGACAGAGAAAGAUGACGAUGACUUCUAUUAGAGUAGUGUUGAUAAUGUGCACUCGUACGGUGGGGUAGACUAUACACCGAAAUUGUGCUUAUUUUUUUAAUAAAGAUUUCUUUAUACAUUCAUUCAAACCAGAUCAUGUAAUGCUUUUCUCUUGGCGGGUUUCCUGUCUGUUACUGAAGUUACUACGUUGUGACUGGACCAUCAACGAGACGUUAUAUAUACAUGUGUAUAUAAUUUAUGCAUCAUUUUCUUCUAUUUGUACCUCCUACAUUGUAAGCGUUACAAAGCAAUGUUGACUGCAGCUAAGAUUCCUGAUUGUGCUCAGUUCCCGCUGGUGGGACAUGAACGCAGAUGAGUGCGUCAGUGAAAAUACAACUCUGUAAUGUACAAUUCCUUGACUUGCUGACUUCUACGUGAAAUAAACAAUACA